AUGAGUAACGAGGAGUCAUAUGUCGUUGACAAGGGCGUGAUUGAUGAGCCCCUCCAGAAAGAUGAGGAUAAGCCAUUCUCAGCGGCGGAUUUGGAACCCUUCGGCAAUGAGGAGACGGCCGAGGUCAAGUAUCGGACUAUGAAAUGGUGGCACUGUGGCAUGCUCAUGAUCGCCGAGAAUGUCUCUGUGGGAAUUCUCUCUCUGCCAUCCGCUGUGGCCACCCUGGGAAUGGGACCCGCCGCAAUCAUGAUCAUUUUCAUCUCAGCCCUUUCAUGGUAUACUGGUUAUGCCAUUGGCCAAUUCAAACUCCGUCAUCCCCACAUUCACAGCAUGGGAGACGCGGGCGAGCUCCUGAUGGGCCGCUUCGGUCGUGAGCUGUUGGGAAUUGGCCAGCUGCUUUUGCUUAUUUUCCUCAUGGCGAGCAACAUCUUGACAUUCAACAUCUUGAUGAAUGUCCUGACCGACCACGGUGCCUGCACCUUGGUGUUCGGUGUAGUUGGCCUGGUCAUUUGCUUCCUUGGUGCCCUGCCCCGUACUAUGGAGAAAGUCUACUGGAUGUCUGUUGCUUCAUUCGUGAGCGUUCUUGUCGCGACAAUCAUCACCAUGAUCACUGCGGGCGUGGAGACCAAAGGUCAUGUCGUGAACGAAGCCACUACAGAAGUCAGCUUCCGUGAGGGUUUCCUGGCCAUCACCAAUAUCAUUUUUGCUUACCUUGCUCAUGUUGCUUACUUCGGCUUCAUGUCUGAGACGGAGGAUCCACGCACCUUCAACAAGUCGCUUGCAAUGCUUCAAAUUAUCGAUACUGUUCUGUAUCUCGUCAGUGCCUUGCUUAUUUAUCAUUACGUUGGACCCAAUGUCAAGUCGCCCGCCAUCUCCUCUCUGAGUCCUUUGAUGAGUAAGAUUGCUUGGGGUAUUGCCAUUCCGACAACCAUCCUCUCCGGUGUCGUCUUAGGCCAUGUUGCGUGCAAAUACAUCUACGUGCGCAUUUUCCGCGGGUCGAACCAGAUGCACAGCCGCAGCUUGCUAUCCAUUGGAUCUUGGGUGGCUAUCUGCCUCGGUGUUUGGCUUCUCUCUUGGGUCGUGGCGGAGUCAAUUCCCGUGUUCAAUGACCUGCUGAGUCUUAUUAGUGCGCUAUUUGGAAGCUGGUUUAGCUUCGGCCUCCCCGCUGUCUUUUGGUUACACAUGAACAAAGGUCAAUACUUCCAAAACUACAAGAAAGCAUUUUUGACGAUUACCAAUGUGCUGAUUUUCGGCAUCUCCUGUGCUAUUUGCGGACUGGGCCUCUAUGUUUCAGGAGCCGCAAUACACGAUGACUCGAGGUCUAACAGUUGGUCCUGUGCUAACAGCGCGUGA
Molecule: messenger RNA, 1353 nt
Organism: Penicillium canariense
Lineage: Eukaryota; Fungi; Ascomycota; Eurotiomycetes; Eurotiales; Aspergillaceae
Exons: 10
Coding region: 1-1353 (450 amino acids)
Biological process (GO): amino acid transmembrane transport
Cellular component (GO): vacuolar membrane
Molecular function (GO): amino acid transmembrane transporter activity
Source: RefSeq, a predicted model, not a curated record